AUGACCAACUGGUUAAAAUCGUAUCGUAGAAAGAAACGACGUGAAGAACUUAUAGGGAAGGGAGAUUGGGUGUUGAGCUUGGUGUAUAGCGACGGUAUACCCAUUCCGAUACGCCAUGGUCACGUCGAUCUUCCUCCGACAUGCCUCAAUGAAUCGCCAAUCGGUGCACCAACAACCAGCCGUACAGAAGAACAGUCACUUUUUAGACGAAUGGUGUCACGUGUCCCAUCUCGUAACACUGUUCAAGAGGAGAAACCAGAGGUGGAAUGGAAGCGGCCGGAAAUUAUUUUCCGUCAUCACUCGGGAAAUUCACCAAACUAUGGCCACCUGAAAACUCCCAUGGGCAGUCAAUGGGAAUUCGAGAAGGUCGACGUGAUUGCGAUUUGCUAUGAUCGUUCAGAUCCCAAGGGCCUUCAGCAUGUCAUUCACAAGGUGUGUCUAUACUAUCAUUAUGAAAGAUAG
This is a messenger RNA of Acaulospora colombiana, 462 nucleotides long. Lineage: Eukaryota; Fungi; Glomeromycota; Glomeromycetes; Diversisporales; Acaulosporaceae. The record is from the annotation of a GenBank genome assembly.